This is a messenger RNA of Gossypium raimondii (Peruvian cotton), 1041 nucleotides long. Its product is annotated as NAC transcription factor 25. The transcript has 3 exons. Gene Ontology annotation, biological process: regulation of DNA-templated transcription. Bases 1 to 1041 code for a protein of 346 amino acids. The record is from RefSeq and is a predicted model, not a curated record. NCBI's taxonomy places the organism in Eukaryota, Viridiplantae, Streptophyta, Magnoliopsida, Malvales, Malvaceae. Gene Ontology annotation, molecular function: DNA binding.
AUGUUGGGUGGCUCUUCAAUGGAGGAAAUACCAGCUGCUGGUAAUAACUCAUCGGAGAUCCAGCUUCCUCCAGGUUUUAGAUUCCACCCUUCUGAUGAAGAGCUCAUAGUUCAUUACUUGAAAAACAAAGUGACUUCCAACCCUCUUCCGGCUUCUAUUAUAGCUGAGAUUGAUUUAUACAAAUAUAAUCCAUGGGAGCUUCCAACUUCGUUCGGAGAAGAUGAAUGGUUUUUUUUCUCUCCAAGAGACCGGAAGUAUCCAAACGGGGCGAGGCCUAAUAGAGCGGCAGCUUCGGGGUAUUGGAAGGCGACGGGGACGGAUAGACCGAUCCUAACGUCGUGUGGAACCAAGAGUAUUGGAGUGAAGAAAGCUCUGGUAUUCUACAAAGGACGUCCACCUAAAGGGACCAAGACAGAGUGGAUCAUGCACGAGUAUAGGCUGCUUGAAACCAUGAUUUGGACUCCCAAACGAAAAGGGUCUAUGAGGUUAGAUGAUUGGGUGCUUUGUCGAGUGAGGCAAAAAGCCAGCAUACAAAGGAACAGUUGGGAAGAUAGAAAUAUUAGCAGUCAUGAACCAGCUGAUAGCUUCUAUGUCCCCAAUUCCAUUGAGCCAUGGCCUUCCAACACAAAGCACAACGUUGAAAUGGGCAAAACCUACCUAUUCAAUGACUGCCCUAUGUUGCCUUUCAUUUUUGCAUCUCAAGACCUUCCUUGCUUCGACACAACCUCCAGCAUUAGCUUCCAAAGCAGUGACAAAUCUUGCACAUCCCUCCAGGAAGCCAAUUCUGGCAACAACAACAUGCAGAUUUCAUUUUCGUCCCUACAAAACCUGUUUAACCCUUUGAAAAGAGAGUCCAUGGAGGAAGGUAGUUUUGUCCCAACCAGCUGUAAGAAGCUCAAGAAUACUGAGAAAGAUUGCAGUGAAGUGAACUUUUAUAGAUCAAACCAUUUGGAAAACAGUGAUUCUAGUCCACAUCAAUGGAAUCCAAUGAUGCAGUAUGAUCAACAACUUAAUUUCCCGGAUUUUACUGAAACUGACUAA